UUUACAUCUAAGAUGGCGACGGAGGGACCCAAAAAGUUAAAGUACACCAUUCAUAAAUGCUCCAGUUACGCGGGUUCUUAUUUGCCAGAAAAUAUUUUAGUUGAUAAGCCGAAAGAUCAGUUUUCAAGAUGGUCGUCCGAUUCGAAUUACCCUCCUCAAUACUUGACACUGAAACUUGAGAGACCUGCGAUAGUGGAAACUAUCACGUUUGGCAAAUAUGAGAAGACACACGUAUGUAACAUGAAAAAGUUCAAGAUAUUUGGGGGCCUCUCAGAUGAACACAUGUUAGAACUUCUGGACAGCGGGCUCAAGAAUGAUCACCUAACCGAAACAUUUACUCUAAAGCACACCAUUAACGGAAAUGCAUUUCCUUGUCGAUACAUCAAAAUUGUACCUAUUCAGUCAUGGGGGCCAAGUUUUAACUUCAGCAUUUGGCAUGUUGAAUUAAGAGGUGAUGAGGAUAAGGACUUGGUGAUGUCGUCUGCCAAAUGGUUCAGUGCUUUCAGGGAGAAAGAGGCAAUACGCUUGUGCCUGAAGCAUUUCCGCCAGCAUAAUUACUCGGAGGCAUUUGAGUCGCUUCAGAAGCGAACCAAAGUGCAGCUGGAAGAUGCUCUGUUGACGAGGCUGCAUGAGCUAAUGGUUCAGCAGGGAGACUUUGUUGCCUGUGAACAGCUUCUCGAGGCUGCUGCCAAUGAGGGAGUUUUUAACCAGUACCUGAAAAACGAAGAAUACAAGCCAAAGUGGACACUAAUCCUCUCCGUGGAUAAGCCCGAUGGCAAAAACCGUCCUGGCAUGCGUGGUGGGCAUCAGAUGUGCAUCGAUAUCCAGACAGAAACCCUGUACCUGUUUGGUGGCUGGGAUGGCAUGCAGGAUCUUGCAGAUCUAUGGUCCUUCCAAACUUCUACAGGGUUGUGGACGUGCUUGUCUAGGGACACUGAAGCCGAGGGUGGCCCCAGCGCACGUUCCUGCCAUAAAAUGUGUCUGGAUCAAGACCGUAAAAAAAUUUUCACACUUGGUCGAUACCUGGAUUCCGCCGCCAGAACGACGGAGUGCUUGAAGAGUGAUUUCUACGUGUACGAUAUUGAGACAAAUAAAUGGACGCUAAUAACGGAUGACACGGCUGCAAUGGGUGGCCCGCAGCUCAUCUUCGACCACCAAAUGUGCAUGGAUGUAGAAAAGAACACCAUUUAUGUUUUUGGUGGAAAGGUACUUACAAGCUCUCAGAACGUUGAGGAUAGAGCUCUGGAAACUUCCUUCAGCGGUCUUUUCGCAUACCAUGUGCCAACCAACACGUGGCACAAGUUGCGUGACGACUCCACAGCAGCAGGUCCACAGGAAGUUCGAGCAAGGAUAGGUCACUCCAUGCUGUUCCACGAGAAGUCUCGCCUGUUGUACAUAUUUGCUGGGCAGAGGUCGAAGGAGUAUCUCACUGAUUUCUUCACAUACAAUGUGGACCUGGAUCAGGUCAACAUUCUCUGUGACGGGCAGAAAGUUGAAGUGCCAGCAGCUGGAUUCACCCAAAGAGCAACAAUAGAUCCAGAGUUAAAUGAGAUUCACGUUCUCUCGGGAUCAAACAAAGACAAAGAGAAACGAGAGGACAAUGUGAAGAAUUCCUUCUGGAUCUAUGAUAUCAACCAGAACAAAUGGUCCUGCAUUUACCACAGUGACUAUGGCCAGCAGGCGUCCACUAAGGAGAGCAACCAGGAGCCAUGCCCAAGAUUUGCUCAUCAGCUCGUUUAUGACCACGUGCGGAAGGUCCAUUACCUUUUCGGUGGCAAUCCAGGCCGUCCAAACAGUCCCAAAGUCCGUCUUGAUGACUUCUGGUCCUUGCAACUCUGUCGGCCGUCCAAGGAACUCCUGUUGAGGCGUUGCAAGCACCUUGUUCGGCAACACUGCUUCCGUGAGAUCACUUUUGAAAACCCCUUGUCGGCACUCAAGUACCUCCAGACAGAACUCGCAGACACUGUUGACCACGGCAACCCUGAAGAAGAAAGAGAGUUUCAGCUUCAAGCAUCUAGUCUUUUCCAGCACCCUGAAGCUAAUAAAGAUGACACCAUGGCAGUUACAUCACUGGGAGACGGUGCUGACGUGGACUUCAAGUUCCAACUCCGCACACACCUGUUUGACACCAUCGUAGAAUUUUUUCCCGACUCAAUGACCCAGCCCAAGGGGAACCUAGCAGACUUGGUCUUCCUCUGAGAAAUAAAGCGGCUCCAAAUGGUAUUUUUAUUAGCAAUCUAGCUACAAGAAAAAGACUGUCUACGUGUGGCACCCACCAGGGUCACGGACUGCCAAUAGUCUUUAGCGCAUGUUUAUGCUGUAAGGUGCUUUGCUUCUUGUCAUUUUCAGUUACGUGUCCUGCUGGCUCUUUUUUCUCUUGCCUUAGGUAGGUAAUAGAUUCAGUGUCAAGGUGCAGCACUGUUGUACCGUUUAGCCUUGAGUUUUAAAAAUCCAGAGAAAUGUAAUAUAUUUUUACUGCCAACAAGAGAACUUGUACGUGUGCAUUGUAUCUGUGAGUCUUGUGAAGUGUAUUUGUGUGUGGAUGGUCUUGUGUUGCCCCAUGUUUGUAACUGUCUAUCCCGAUUGUCAGCAGAAUUUUUACAAGCUGAUUUCUCGCACUUGGGUUACAAACGGGGAUCUGAGCUUAUCAGACCUUGUUUACGGAGUUUGCGGAGACGAAGAAUCGGGUCUGUUUGAGACGUGCCAGCACGUCGGAAUCGCACCAGCACUAAUACGGAAAAACUCACUUUUAUAGGCUGUCCCUGUUGUUUGCAAAUUAAUUCCUCUCCUUCCCUCUAUAAAAUCCUUUUUGCAUUGUCUGAAGAAAGUUUAGUCUAUAACGUGGAUAUGUAGUAAGAUGACCAUCCUUUUUUUGUUUGUUUGCUUACAUUAGAAGUGAGAAAGACCACAAAAAUUGCUGUUUUCCAUGUUGUUCAAUUUACCGUCAAAGACAUUUAGUUCUUCCAGUGGCCUCCACUUGCUGUCAUCAAUAUGGAUUGAUAUUUUCUUUUAGUAUAUAUGUGCAAAUGUCACACUGUAAAUAUAUUAUCACAUGCUGUAAAUAACAAUGUCAGUUUUGAACAUCGGAUAGCGGUUUGAUCGUACAGUGUAUGUCCUAGGUUUAACUCAAAUUCCUAUCCGUGUGCACAUGGAAUAUGGGUGCAAGGACUCAGUAGAAGGCGAGGGCACCUAACCACAUUCAGUACUAGAUGGAAAUGUCCCUUCAGAAGCCUUAGCCUCUCACUUAGAUGACAUGCAAAGGCGCAUAAAUGUGAGGUUGCCAAGGGCAUUCAACCAGUGUGAUUUGCAGAAGCAAUGUUUGUUUUUGUAGUCACAUCUUAGCACAAAGUGAAGUGUGUGAGAGCAUGUGGUAUAUGUCGACGGCUACACUUCUGUAUUGCUUCUCCUUGUUGUAUGCCCUAAUAAUUGGUAUAAGGGCAGAAAACGUUGCUGUUCCCCAGCAACUUUUUUUGUUGUUGUUGUUGAACAAGUAAAUCCCCCUAGACCUUAUAGGAAUUACAAAUGCCCCUGUAAUUCAAAUACAUGCAUUUCUAGGGCAGUACUACCAGAUAUGUAUUGUUCCACAUAAUGCCUUUGGACCCGUUUUGGUACGGCUAGGCUUAAACAUGGAGAGAAAGCAAUAACUGGAUUCACCGUCACGCAAAAAAUCCUGCCUAAAAAUCUUAUGGUAGAAAAGAUAUUCCACAAAAACAAUUUGCUGCAAGUACAUAGAUCUACCCAUUCAGCUGUUGGAAAUUGAGGGUAAUUUGGAUUUUUUUUUUGUUUGGACUCUCACAAAUUGCUGGUGGAAGCAAAACGAGUGAUACUCCCCAGCCCUUCCUCAACAGAACCCUGUUUUGCAAAUCUAUGCUGCUGCUAAAUGCUAGAUCACUCAGAAAAGAAAAAAUGACAUCCACUUCAUGUUUCCACAACGCUCUUGCUAGCUCAGUGACCAAGCAGAGCAAUUUUUUCUGCUUGCCAUUUGGUUUCUCUGUAGAUUGGUUCACUGAAAAAAUAUAAAUAUGGAAACGUUGUAGCUGUUUCAGAAGCCUUUAGAGUUUUAGUCAUUACCCAGGGUCUGCCACUUGGUGUGUCAUUAUUGAUCUGUGUGUGGGAAGUCCUGAAUUUACUUGCUGUAUGAAUAACAUUGCUUCAACAAAGAGAGCGGUGGUGGGCUGGUCAUUUUCUUCAAGCCCUGACGCAGUGUGUACCAGUGCUCUGUCGUUUUAAGUUGCCAAUCCCGGUGUUCCCUUCACUUGCCCUUUAUAAUUCUCAAGCAACACGUGAGGCCUUUGUAUGAAAGGCGGUCUGUUUUUGGUUGUGUAAUUUUCCCAUGUUCUCUUUCUUAAUGUUAUAUAUUUCACUUGGCGUGUUGUGCGAACUGCACAUUAACUCAUUUGCACCUGCGUGAUCCAUCUCAAAUUUGGCAAACAAAUAAAUUUUUUGCACAAACUGUU
Molecule: messenger RNA, 4457 nt
Organism: Ornithodoros turicata
Lineage: Eukaryota; Metazoa; Arthropoda; Arachnida; Ixodida; Argasidae
Gene: muskelin
Product: muskelin-like
Exons: 21
Coding region: 13-2199 (728 amino acids)
Cellular component (GO): cytoplasm
Molecular function (GO): protein binding
Source: RefSeq, a predicted model, not a curated record